Cornus florida is the source of this 1817-nucleotide messenger RNA. RefSeq names its product AAA-ATPase At3g50940-like. Gene Ontology annotation, molecular function: ATP hydrolysis activity; ATP binding. The record is from RefSeq and is a predicted model, not a curated record. The coding region runs from base 162 to 1631 and encodes 489 amino acids. The transcript is spliced from 3 exons. Lineage: Eukaryota; Viridiplantae; Streptophyta; Magnoliopsida; Cornales; Cornaceae.
UUUUUGCACUAUUUUUUACUAGUCAACAAGAGCAAAAGUUUUGGGAACGACCCAAGUCAAGAGGUCAAGACAAAACCAACUCUAUAAGAAAUUAAGAAGAGAUCCAAAACACGAAAAAACAAAGAACUGAAAACAACUUUGAAUUGUUAAAAUCCCAAACCAUGUCUUCCACAGAAGAGCACUCCAAAUUGGCCAUGGCCAAGACGGUCGUAACCACCAUAGGCUCAGUCGCCGCGGCGGCCAUGGUGGUCCGAUCCGUCACCCACGACUACCUCCCACCUGAAAUCCAAGACUUCCUCUUCUCCGGCAUCCGAACCUUCUUCAACCGCUUCUCCUCUCAGCUCACCAUGGUCAUCGACGAGUUCGACGGCCUCGUCAAUAACGAAAUCUACGACGCCGCCGAGGUCUACCUGGCCUCCAAAAUCUCCUACGACACAAACCGCCUAAAAGUCUCCAAACCCGACAAAGAAAAGAGCAUCAACAUUGCAAUGGACAGCAACGAAGAGGUGACAGAUGAGUUUGAUGGGGCUAAAUUGAAAUGGGUUUUCGUUACUACACAAGUUGAAUCCAAGAGCUUCUACAAUCCCCGCGACACGAACUCGACUCUCCGAUCAGAGCUCCGAUCAUUCCAGCUCACAUUCCACAAGAAGCACAAAGACAAAGUACUCAACUCAUACUUGCCAUUCAUAUUAAAGGAAGCCAAGUCAAUGCACCACGAGAAGAAGACUCUGAAGAUCUUCACCGUCGAUCACGAAAACAUGUACAUGGGGUUGUCCAAUGCGUGGAUUCCGGUGAACCUCGACCAUCCGGCGACCUUCGACACGCUGGCGAUGGACUCGGAGAUGAAGGAUACAUUAAUGAAGGAUCUAGAGAGGUUUGUGAGGAGGAGGGAGUACUACAGGAAGGUUGGGAAGGCUUGGAAGAGAGGGUACCUGUUGUACGGACCGCCGGGGACCGGGAAGUCGAGCUUGAUCGCCGCCAUGGCGAAUUACUUGAAUUUUGAUAUCUAUGAUUUGGAGUUGACGGAGCUCCGGUGCAACUCCGAGCUCCGGCGGCUGCUGCUGGCGACGGCGAACCAGUCUAUACUGGUGGUGGAGGACAUUGACUGCACCAUUGAGUUGCAAGAUAGGGAUGUGGCUGAAGCUUCACAGAUUCAUGCUGCACAUAAUCAGCAACAAAACAAGGUGACAUUGUCAGGUUUGCUUAAUUUUGUUGAUGGUCUCUGGUCGAGCUGUGGCGAUGAGCGGAUCAUCGUGUUCACUACGAAUCACAAAGACAAGCUCGAUCCGGCAAUGUUGCGUCCGGGACGAAUGGACGUUCACGUCCACAUGUCCUAUUGUACUCCAUGUGGAUUCAAACUUCUUGCAGCCAAUUACCUCGGCAUCAAGGACCAUGAGCUUUUCGGAGAGAUUGAGAACGCAAUUCAAUCGACGAAAGUAACUCCGGCUGAAGUGGCCGAGCAGCUCCUGAAGAGUGAUGAGCCUGAAACUACCCUCGGUGGCUUAAUUGAUUUCCUCCAUGCGAAGAAGAGGGAAAUUGAAGAGGCCGAGGCUAAGAAAGUAGAAGAAAAUUUAGUAGAAAAAGAAAGCAAGAGUGAACAACAAAAAGCGAGUAACAAAUCAGAAGAGUAGUGCUUUCCAAUAAUACAUAAUUCUAGAGAGACAAAUAUAAACUAAGAAAAGAUUGAGCAUGACUUAACUCUCAUUAAAGCAGCAUCUAUCGUUGCAUUACAUUUUUAGAGUAUUACAAAUCAGUGCAACAACAUUGGAAUUGGGUUGGGCUUAGAAUUGAGGCAUCAAUAGAUUGUUGUUGUUAUU